CCAUGUAAAGAAAAAGGAUUUAAGCAUGUUCACACACAUACUUUCUCUUUUUUUUUUCUUUUUAUAUAUAUAUAUUUAUCAUGCCAAAGAAGAAUACACCUAAUAAAGACAUGACUCAAAAGGUCGAUAAGAAUAGACCCAAGACAAAACAAGAAAAAAAGGAUGAAAAGAAGAAACAUAAGCAAACGAAAAACGAAAAAGCUCAAAUGGCAAAGAAAGGGUUCGAUUACUAAGUUUAUGCAAAUCAAUAAAGAAAUAUUAUCUUGUAACACAAGGUGUGUUUAAUAAUGAUUAAAGAAAAAUAGGCUGUAGUACACAGUCGAGCCAUAGUAACACAAAAAUGAAUCUAUAUAAAUUACUGUUUCAUUAUUAUAACACAUUUCUCUCUUUUCUAUAUUAUGACAAUACCUUUUCAAGAUUCACCUUCACUUAUACUUCCCCGAGGAACAGACCCUACAUUGCAUGGCUUGAAUGAAAAUCAUGACCAAGAACACGUACCUACCAAUACGAGUAAUUACGACCUUUCUUACUACUUUCAGCAACAGCAACAAUCACCCACUUUUCAACAAGAGGAAUUACCCAAGGGGUUCUAUAGACGCACUCGAUCUUUAUCUAUAGGAAGUACUAUAUCUACCAGUCAACAACAAUAUGCACCUCCACCUAGUGAUGAUACCAAAAACUUGCGCUAUAAACUCAAGACAGACAAAAGCAAUCAAAAAGCCCAUCAAUUUUUUGGUGAACAAGUCAAAUUAGAAAUAUCUGCUCGAGAGAUCAAACGAGAAGGACUCAGAGCACUCUUGUUAUCCACUGUACCUUUAGGCUACUUUUUAUAUCAUUUGCUGAAUGAAUACAGCAGUGAGAAUUUAUUCUUUUAUUUAGCAGUAGAAAACUAUCAGAAUUACGAAUUCUCGAGUCAUUCAGAACGCCUUCAUGUGGCUAACAAGAUUGCUAAAGCAUACUUGACCAGGAAUUCGGAGCUAGAAAUCAAUUUAGAAGAUAAGAUUUAUCGUACAGUGAUAAAAUCCUUAGAGCAGUUACAACAUCAAGAAUCAAUAGCUGGCAUCGAAUUUGAUGCGGCGAAAAAGCAUGUCUUUUCUUUACUAAACGCAAGCUACUAUCGAUUUCGGACAACGAACAUAUGGAAUAUUAUGGAAUCCAAGUGCAGCGAUAUGAAUGCAUUUAAUAGAGAAAGAUCUCAAGCAUUAGUGAUCAAUUUGUUAUUAUCACACAUGAGAUGCAAGAACCGGGAUUCAACCACGUAUAAAUUAGUGCAUUCGUUCUGUCGUAUUUAUUUGCCUUAUGGCUAUCAACUUCAAUUGAGCGGUAAUAGAAUAGACACCUCCCCCAUGAAUUGUAGAAAAGCAGCAGGAGGAAAUGAAACAAAAAAAGGGAAUGGUUUCAUCAAAUUUGAUCUUUUUAGACUGUCUAGAAAAUAAAUAGUUUUGUAUUCCCUUGUCAAUUCCAAGGUAAACCAAGCGUUUCUUAAAAAUAGGGUGAUUCCUUGUCAAACAUUUUUAUGCAUUUGUUUGAAACAAGGCAGAGCGAGUUGCCUGAUUUGGUAAGAUGUUCUUUACAUGAAUGAGUAAUUCGCUGCUUAGUCAGGUUGCUGCAAUGAUUGCAUUAUCAUGUAGUACGAUCACUUUUUGACAAAGGGUUAAUUCAUUCCAAACCAAGGCAAUGUACUUACAGCCAACCAAUAUAUCUUUUUUAAAACACAACUAC
Gilbertella persicaria is the source of this 1722-nucleotide messenger RNA. Its product is annotated as RGS domain-containing protein. The coding region runs from base 399 to 1436 and encodes 345 amino acids. The transcript has 4 exons. The record is from RefSeq and is a predicted model, not a curated record. Lineage: Eukaryota; Fungi; Mucoromycota; Mucoromycetes; Mucorales; Choanephoraceae.